This is a messenger RNA of Kwoniella botswanensis, 378 nucleotides long. RefSeq lists its product as uncharacterized. Bases 1 to 378 code for a protein of 125 amino acids. The transcript has a single exon. The record is from RefSeq and is a predicted model, not a curated record. NCBI's taxonomy places the organism in Eukaryota, Fungi, Basidiomycota, Tremellomycetes, Tremellales, Cryptococcaceae.
AUGUCCUCUUCGUCCUCCACCAAGAUUGCUACUGGGAAUAGAGCACUGGAAACGAACCAUUGCAAUCGCAGUUGUAGAAAAUCACACUGUCAUUCCGAUGCGAAUGCACCUCAAUCACACGAACUAAUCUUCCCGAUUCUCCAACCUGAUGGAAGCAUAUGGAAAUACGUCUCGUGGAUGGACAUAGCCAGAUUCAUCAAGGGUAAAAUACCCGAAGAAGUCACGCAGGAUGAGGUGGUGUUUAGGGACCGAGAAGGUCAUUGGAUAAUGAUGUAUGCAGGUGAGAAAGUUGAGCAGGCUCAGAAGUAUUUGGAAAAUAAUGGGUUGGAUGUCAAGGAGGAGUUGAGCAAGGAAAAGAAGAAGAUGGAAGGAUCUUAG